UGGAAAAGAGGCAAUCUGUUUGCUGAUGCAACUCAUGAGUGUAUAUGGCACAGGAAGCCAAGCCUACCAAUCUAAUGUCGGCGUCAAGAUCAGUCAAGGAGGGAAUUCGUCUUUUCAAUCUACGAAUGGGCAGCUUUCUCAAAUUUAUGCUUCGCCUUCGAAAAGCAUUCGUCGUCAUGAUAAAUCUGAGUUGGCACCGCUACCAACAAUAUCGUCAAUAUCAUACGUUGGAUCGGGUGCAAAUAAUUCCUUGUCGCCGGACUUAAAAACUAGGUAUCCAUACAAGCCUGUUAACCUCCAGUUUUCCACUGACCACAUAAUAAAAGCCCGCAGGUCAUUACGCAGCCUGGAUGGCCAUGAAGCAAGCUGGCCAGACCGGAGUUAUUCCACUGACAAGGUUGAACCGUCGAAUCGUAAUGUACGGUGGACAAACAACUAUUCAAGACCUACCCACCAUAAACCCCCGCAAUCUCACCUUGCAAAUAGGCAUCAAAUAUUACCCAGAAGCCUUCAUUACAAUUUCAAGUCCCCCUUUAAAUCGCCUAUACAUCAAUCAUUUGGACAAAAUUAUCGCGGUCUAUACCAAAGGUCCGGACAAUUCGCCCGGGCCAUUGAAGCUGGUCAUAAAGUUUUCCCUGUCCAAAAUUACCAAUCCUCGGUAACAAGUUCUGAUCCGGCGACCAAGUUCGACUCUAAAUCGUCUCCAAUUAGAGGAACUGAUGGUGGUUUGCAAUGGUUAGCCAAGCCUCCUAGGAAAGUUGUGUUCGGCAACAGCACGGGAGCCAGCAUUCAGUGCCGCAUGCGAGUGCUUGAUGCGCUGUCUGCAGUUACUUGGACUUACCAGGACGGAAGGCCUUUGGCAAAUAGCGGGUUGGUGGCCGAGCACAGCAACGGAACGCUGCAGUUUGCGCCGUUCCCAUCGCAGGCGUACGACGCGGCGGUACACGACGCAGUGUACGCCUGUCGCCUCGCCUCGUCCCUCGGGGUGGUCGUGUCGACGCCCGUCGCCGUGCGCGCUGUGAUCGAAACUCCGUACGACGUCGAAGCUUACGACGCGCAUGCCCUUACUGGUAAUGUCGCUCUGCUGACGUGUGUCGUGCCACCGUACGUCCAAGGUUACGUCACGGCAACGUCGUGGGUUAGAGACGAUGUUUAUAAUGUCGUCCCUUCACAGUUUGGCGACGACAAGUACCACAUGACGUCAUCAGGCGACCUCCUGGUGUUCAACGUGGUACAGGCGGAUGGCGGUCCAACAUACCGAUGCCGGACCGUGAACUCAAUCUCAGGGGUUACCACGGUGUCCAGCUCUGCCCGCAUCAUUGUCACGGACUCGGAUCGGCCAUCUGCUCCCCGGGUGACGGGCACCCCGAGCUCCAGCGUGACCGCGGCCGAGGGUUCUUCCCUCAGCCUGCCAUGCGUCGCUCAAGCCCGGCCUGUCCCGACCUAUACGUGGUACAAAAACAACUCGCCUCUCGUGAACCACCACAACACACUUGAUCGUGUGAUGAUGAGGCCUGGGUUGCUGGAGAUCGCACCACUGCACACGAGUGAUGAGGGAGAGUAUCGGUGUGUGGUGAACAACACAGUUGGCACUGCGGCCAUCACCACCUACGUUAAAGUCACCACUCCACUUGUUGUCCAGGUGUCACCGGAGUUCGUGGAGGUGGACGCAGGCGAGGAGCUCGAGCUGCGCUGUGUCGUGACGGGCUCGCCUGUGGACCUGCUCGUCUGGUAUAAAGACGGACAACUUACACGCACUGGCAGCGCUGCUUCAGGAGGUGACGUGUUGCGAGUGGGCGCAGUACAGUCGCCCGACACAGGCGUGUACCAGUGCCUGGUACAGUCCAGCCAUGAGGCUGCCCAGGCCACCGCCGUCGUCAGGCUUGGAGGUUUUGCAAAAAUUUCGUCUCACACAGCCUCCACACCGCGCCUCGUGUACCGCUUCAUCGCGCACACGCUGCAGCCUGGGCCUGCCGUGUCCCUGAAGUGCAUCGCCCGCGCCACACCCACGCCACACAUCACCUGGACCCUGGACGGCUUCCCUCUGCCACAGUCACACAGGUUCGUGAUGGGUCAAUACGUGUCACGUUAUCAGCAGGUUCGUGAUGGGUUAAUACGUGUCAUGUUAUCAAUAGACGGAGAAGAGCUGCCGUCCAGCGACCACCAGUCUGUGGACGAGGGCGGGACGCUGCAGCUCACGGACGUGACGCGUGCGGCAGACGAGGGCACUUAUGCGUGUACGGCCUGGGACCGGCAGGGACGCUCAGACACGCAGGCAUUCACACUCACUGUCACGGUUCCUCCUCGCUUGGCCCCCAUCGUGUUCUCUAAAGGCACUCGUUCCGGCAUGCGAGCUCAAGCGACAUGUCUUGUGCAAGAAGGCGACACGCCAAUCACCAUUCGAUGGCUCAAAGACGGUCUUCUUUUGGAUCCGUCAAUUUCUCCAGAUUUGGAAAUAUCGCAGCUUAAUGAAUUCACUUCCGUGCUGGUCAUUGCCAUAGCCAAAGCGCAUCACUCCGGGAACUACACUUGUUCCGCCUCUAACGCCGGGCACACGACGCAGUCAUCGGCCAUCCUUUCAGUUAAAGUGCCACCGGAAUGGCAGGAAGUGCCCCACGAUGCCAGCGUUGCCCUGGCAGCAGCGCUGCAUGUGCCGUGCAGCGCUACUGGAAACCCUGCGCCUACUGUCACUUGGAAGCAUCAAACCGAAUCCGGCAACUGGAAGGCCCUGCAUUUUGCAGCUGCCAGUUUCGGAGUGAGUGCUACGUCCGGUACUGCGGAUUUGGUUGCUUUCCGGUCCUCGGUCUCGGAAAAGCAGCCGUUGAGAGGUGGUGGCAGCGGCAACAGCUCGCUUGUGAUAAACAAGGCUGAGCGCCGACACGAGGGGCGCUACAGCUGCCAAGCAAGGAACGGAGUCGGGCCUGGACUGUCCAAAGUCAUUACGGUGUCUGUCAGCGAAUCCGGCAACUGGAAGGCCCUGCAUUUUGCAGCUGCCAGUUUCGGAGUGAGUGCUACGUCCGGUACUGCGGAUUUGGUUGCUUUCCGGUCCUCGGGCUCGGAAAAGCAGCAACUGAGAGGAGGCGGCAGCGGCAACAGCUCGCUUGUGAUAAACAAGGCUGAGCGCCGACACGAGGGGCGCUACAGCUGCCAAGCAAGGAACGGAGUCGGGCCUGGACUGUCCAAAGUCAUUACGGUGUCUGUCAGCGAGCCGCCCUGGUUCCCCGACCCCCCCAAGCCGGUGGAGGUGAUGGUGGGGGACGCCGCCUCCCUCAGGUGUCGGGUCAUGGGGGACGCUCCGCUGGCCGUCUCCUGGACUAGCGCUGGACAGCCGCUCUUCUCAUCUCAGAGGAUUCAAUCGGAAGUGAAGGCGGAAGACGCCGGUGGGGUGGCGCUGCUGCUGACGGUGCAGCAGGCUCGCUCGGCUGACUCUGGCACCUACGAGUGUCAGGCGUCGAACGCGCACGGCGCGCGCACUGCGGAAUAUCAGCUUCUGGUGCAGGACGUGCCGGUGACCCCGUCAGGCGUACGUGUGACGGACGCGACGUCUCGGUCCCUCGUGCUGUGGUGGGACGCUGUCACAGCACCGGUCACGAGCAGUGCUGCUGUGCCUGUCAUGUCUUACACUGUCACCAUCACUGAUAAUGACGGAUCGGUGCGGGAAGUUCAGGCUCAAGAAGCCAGGAUUCGGCUGGACCAUUUGUCGCCAGCCACGGAAUACGUGUUGCGGGUCACUGCCGUCAACAGGGUCGGCAAGAGCAUCCCUUCUAAAGCCCUUCUCGUCACCACUCUUGAGGAGAAACCUACGGGUUACCCCAGGAACAUCCGGCUCGUGUCGUCAACUUCUAGAUCGGUUCGACUGAGUUGGAGUCCUCCGUUCCCCAACGCAAGCCACGGCAGCAUCUUAGGGUACCAGCUUGGUUAUACCGAUAACAGCUUCGCCCAAGACGGCCAAAAUCGCCCCUACAAUUUCACAGCCAUCGACCUUUCUGAUUUGACAAUCAACAACCAAGGAAAUUCAGACGGUUCUUACGCAGCAGUCAUGCAAUACCAGCCUGAUUCGAGCAUCUCUUCCUUAGAAACAGGAUCCAAUAACCUAGAAAACAAAUCCUCUAGCCCGGUCGCUAAAAUUGUCAACGUCCAGCCAAGCGGAGUGGUUGAGAUUUCAUUGGAAAGUCUCUCGCCGAACACACGCUAUGCGAUGCUAGUGCGAGCCUUCAACGCAAAAGGUCUCGGACCGCCCUCACCAGCAGUGACUGUCACUACAGAUGAAGAUCGACCUGAUGCCGCACCUUCGGAGGUCAGCUGCACACCCACGACGUCAUCGACCCUGACGGUGGCCUGGUCGCAGCCUCCCGCCAGGGGCGCUAACGGCGUCAUCACGGGCUACCGCGUGGCCUACGUUAAAGUCCAUCGAAAAGAAGCUCGCUGGGGGGAACUGAAUGUUCCAGGAAAUCGUUCGUUCAAACCAAAGCCUGGACAUCGCUUCCUUCCUUCAAUGACAAACUGGGAUUCUCUCAGUUUUGAUUAUUUGGCAAACACGGGAACUUUUGUCAAUUCACCCAUUCCUUAUGGCUGGCGCAAGCCAGGCAGCGUAGGUGUGUCGGAGGGCGGCGUGCUUGUCGUAGGUGAUGGCACUAGCGCCAGACUCGUGUCGCUCUCCGCCUUCACCAACUACUCGGUGGUGGUGGCAGCUGCCACGAGGGUGGGGGUUGGAGUGCCUUCUGAAGCCCUCGUCUGCACCACCCUGCAAGACGUACCGUCAGCCCCAGAGAGCAUAAAGGCUGUAGCUGUGGGCCCUCAUAGCGCUAUCGUGGCCUGGCGGCCGCCGCUGAGGACCAAUGGACUGGUGACCAAAUACACCGUCCGCUGGAGGACACCAGCAGAUGCUAAGACUUGGCCAUCGGACCUCGUUUCUACCAAAGUAGUCGACGGAGAAGAGCGAACAACCACGGUGCAUGACUUACCACAAGAAGCUAUUGAGUUUUGGGUCACAGCUUCCACCGAAGCCGGUCAAGGAGAACGCAGCAACGUUGUUACAGUGCACCCCUCCAAUGUUGUGAGGGCAGGCGUGUGGUCGGUGGGGGGUCGGGUAAGCGUCGCCUGGAAGACUCCAGUGGAGCUGCCGUGCGCCGCGGUGGGGGAUCCUGCCCCCCAUGCUCAAUGGACCGUGCAAGGCUCCCCCAUUCAAGAAACUAGCAACAUGUGGGUGUCCCGCAACAACUCAGUGCACAUCAAGAGUUCAGAGCAGCAGCACAGCGGCCUGUACUCCUGCACAGUCACCAACACGCAGGGCUCUGACAACGUCUCUUACGUCCUCGCUGUGCUCGUUCCUCCCUCAACUCCAACACUUCACGUGACCGAGAGCACGCACUCCUCCGUGCGACUUCAGUGGUCGACUGAGACCGACCCUGCGGUUCCUGUGCUUUAUGCUACCCUCAGUUACAUCUCAGCAGGCAAGUCAGUCUCGGAAGAAGUGCGGGGCUGGAAUCACGUCGUGGACGGACUGGCGUGUGGGACAGAGUAUACGUUCUCCAUCACAGCAACAAAUGAGAUCGGCACAAGCGAGCCCUCCGCAAAUGUGACGACUCGUUCUAAAGGCGUGGCGCCCAAAGCCCCGUCAGCGUUCCAGUUCGUGACGAGCAACAGCACCCACGCGACGCUGUACCUCGCUCAGUGGCAGGCGGGUGGCUGCGACAUCACCGGCUUCUCGGUCGCCUACAGACGCAGCGCCAGUCAAGGAUGGCACGCUGUAACUCAAUCGAUGACCCCAGUGCGCACUUACACGGUGCUCGCGCCAGAGCCUGGAGCCUCUUACCAACUGCAGGUGACAGCGCACAGCCCUGCUGGCGACACAACCGCCCACUAUGACGUGCAUGGGGCAACUGAGGCCAGUGCGUUACCGACGCUAGGCAGCCGUUACGGCGACGUCGAGGGGACGUCGUGGACGGAUCCUCGCCUGGCCGUGCCCGUCACGGUCAGCGUAACGGCCGUACUCAUGAUUAUCGCGGCCGUCAUCGCUUGUUCCUAUCGCAAACGCGUUCAUUCAUCAAGCAACGACGAAGGCUCUGUGAAGGAAUCGACGUUCAAGAAAAGUCCCGCAGAUCACGCCGCGUAUCCUGCCGCGUUCCAAGACUACAACGUGCAUCGCUUUGGUCCUGGCCAGCUGGACGAGAAGACGCCCAAGAUCUACCACUACGCGACACUGCACAAGACUGAACCCCUGAGGGCUGCUCAGGGACCCACCGCAGUGCCGUCGUUCCCUGACAAACAUGUCACUUACCAAGCCAUGUCCUCGAACAUCGAUAAUCCUCUACUUCACUCCUCCUUCUUCCGUGACAUGGAUAAUGGCACUGGUGGGGAUCCAAGAAGAGAUCCCGAUCGCCUGAUGCGUGGUGAACGCAGAUCAGAUUCGUUUAAACACAACGAUGGCUUUGACCGACGGGGUCAGGUUGGCCGAUAUGACCACAGGGAUCAUCUAAGUGAUCCUCGUAACAGUGUAAAUAAUCUACCAGCAGAUCAUGAUAUCGGAUCUGCUAGAGGUGUGAUGCCUUCUUCGUAUAGCGGAGGCGGAAUGCCACAAACGCUCAAGAGGCAAAACUUCGUGAGCGUGGCUGAGGAGUCGGAGCAGGAGAGCUAUGCGUCUUUGGUAUAUGCCGCUCCUUCGCUCAAUAACGUCGAUGGCUCCAUCACUACGGACGAAUGCUACGGAGAGCUCAGGGGAAGCUCGGCAUCCGAGAAAGACUACGGAACUGCGAACUUCUCGGCCGGACCCAACAGCGGGGACGGUAAGUUACCGCAACCUUCUGCUGCUGCUCCUCGUGUCAGCCAACAAGGACUAAGGCACAAGCCGCACUGCAAGAAACCUGACGGCGUCAAGCAGGGUAACAAAAUAAAGCUCAAACCCCUUUUGGGGAAGAGAAAGCAAACUAAUGAACGUUCCGACAGCCUUGGUCAAUAUUUGUGAUUUAAUUUUCGAAUCGGUCUGCAAAAUCUUUAGUUGAAAGUUACUGAAUUGGAGAACGGUAUAAUUUCAACACUGUGAUUGUGAAAGGAACGUUUAUUGCUAUCCUCAAAAGAUGGAUUUUGUCCGUCGUAUUCUCAUAUGUCAGAACGAAGUGUGAGCUCAUUUAAUAACAAUGUCUCUUGCCGUAACUUGUUUGCACAACUCCAAGUUAAAUAAGAUUGUAAGCUCUCACAUUUUCAAUUCACCUUCCUUGUAAUAAGUUUUAGGUACCAUUUGAAGUUGUAGUUCAAUCUGAACAAAAAUUAUGUUGUCCCCUUUAAAAUCAUUUCGCUCACUUAUUGGUACAUAUCAUUAUCGAUUAAAAACUAUUAGAAAUACCGGGAUAAUAUAUAACUAUAUUGCGAACUGUAUAUUAGGGAUUUUGU
Hyalella azteca is the source of this 7389-nucleotide messenger RNA. RefSeq names its product Down syndrome cell adhesion molecule-like protein Dscam2. The transcript has 37 exons. Gene Ontology annotation, cellular component: axon; plasma membrane. Lineage: Eukaryota; Metazoa; Arthropoda; Malacostraca; Amphipoda; Hyalellidae. Bases 26 to 6964 code for a protein of 2312 amino acids. Gene Ontology annotation, molecular function: protein binding. The record is from RefSeq and is a predicted model, not a curated record. Gene Ontology annotation, biological process: cell-cell adhesion; axon guidance.